This is a messenger RNA of Medicago truncatula (barrel medic), 3821 nucleotides long. Its product is annotated as putative disease resistance protein At4g11170. Lineage: Eukaryota; Viridiplantae; Streptophyta; Magnoliopsida; Fabales; Fabaceae. Gene Ontology annotation, molecular function: ADP binding. The transcript has 8 exons. Gene Ontology annotation, biological process: signal transduction; defense response. The record is from RefSeq and is a predicted model, not a curated record. Bases 431 to 3595 code for a protein of 1054 amino acids.
UUCACACUUUAAACUGCAAGGUCAAUGACAUUCAUAUGAGUGAAAGUCGAAUCAGAUCUCUAGCAGCCAAAGCAUUCAAGGUCAGUAAUUGCUUUCUUCAGGCUAUGGCCAUUAAUUUUGCUUUCUGUGAUCUUUUCAUUUCAUUUCUUUUCUCUUUCGUUCCGGUAAUAUUCUUGUGUUUCCCUUAUUGUAAUUUUCGAGGUCCUAGAGACGAAGAAAGAUCGUUCAGAGUGCAUUUGUUCCAAUUCAAUGGCGUAUUUGUUUUCCAGAGCUUCUCAAAUAAUUUAUGCUAUAUUAGAGCAAACUAUCAUUUUGGUCCUUAAUGUCAAGAAUUGGGACUUGAAAAAUUUCUCAUGUGUAGAGACAAUACAUACAUUCUGGAAGUAAGGCAUUGCCAUAUGGAAUUGUUGCUAGAAAAUCUAACUUCGAAAUGCGUCCAUUUUGGUACUCUUGUACAAAUCAUGUAUGUGAAGGUGCAGCAGAAAAGGCAAUGUCUAACAAUGCUCCUCAACCAAAGUAUGAUGUUUUCGUAAACUUUAGGGGUGAGGACAUCCGCCACGGCUUUCUUGGCCAUUUGGCUAAGGCUUUUUCUCGAAAGCAAAUAAAUGCCUUUGUUGAUGACAAACUUAAGAGGGGAGAUGACAUAUCGAAUUCACUUGUAGAAGCAAUAGAAGGAUCAUUCAUUUCAUUGAUCAUAUUCUCAGAAAACUAUGCUUCUUCAAGUUGGUGUUUAGAAGAACUUUUGAAAAUAAUUGAUUGCAAAGAGAAAUAUGGACAGAUUGUAAUACCUGUUUUCUAUGGGGUAGAUCCUACAAACGUACGACAUCUAAAAAAGAGUUAUGGAAAUGCAUUUGCUGAACUUGAAAAAAGGCAUAGUUCGUUGAAGGUGCAGAUAUGGAGAUAUGCUUUGAACAAAUCUGCUAACUUGUCAGGAAUUAAGUCAUUAGAUUAUCGGAAUGACGCCGAACUACUUGAAGAAAUCAUCAAUCUUGUGAUGAAAAGGUUGAGCAAGCACCCUAUUAACACAAAAGGACUUAUUGGAAUUGGCAAACCAAUGGCUCAUUUAGAAUCGUUGUUACGUCAAGAGUCAGAAAAGGUUCGUGUUAUUGGAAUUUGGGGUAUGGGAGGUAUUGGCAAGACAACUAUUGCCGAAGAAAUUUUUAAACAAAAUUGCUCUGAAUAUGAAGGUUGUUGUUUUUUGGCAAAGGUAAGUGAAGAAUUAGGAAGACAUGGAAUAACAUUUUUGAAAGAAAAACUUUUUUCUAGACUAUUAGCAGAAGAUGUGAAAAUCGAUUCACCAAAUGGGUUGUCUAGUUAUAUUGAGAGAAGGAUUGGCCGUAUGAAGGUCCUUAUUGUUCUUGAUGACGUUAAGGAAGAAGGUCAGAUAGAGAUGUUAUUUGGAACACUUGAUUGGCUUCUAUCUGAUAGUAGGAUAAUUGUCACAACUAGAGACAUGCAAGUACUUAUUUGUAAUGAAGUUGAUCAUGUAUAUGAGGUUGGGGUAUUGGAUUCUAGUGAAGCACUUGAGCUUUUCAACUUGAAUGCAUUUAAACAACGUCAUCUUGAAACGGUGUACUUUGAGCUAUCAAAGAAGGUGAUCGAUUAUGCCAAAGGAAUUCCAUUAGUUCUUAAAGUUUUGGCUCAUAUGCUUCGUGGAAAAAAUAAAGAAGUAUGGGAAAGUCAGCUAGACAAACUUAAAAGACUGCCAGUUCAAAAAGUUCAUGAUGUAAUGAGACUAAGUUAUGAUGAUCUUGAUCGUUUAGAGAAAAAGUAUUUUUUAGAUAUUGCAUGUUUCUUCAACGGGUUGAAUUUGAAAGUGGAUUACAUGAAACUUUUAUUGAAAGAUUGUGAAAGCGAUAAUUCAGUGGCUGUUGGUUUAGAAAGGUUGAGAGAUAAAGCUCUUAUAACUAUUUCUGAAGAUAAUAUUAUAUCUAUGCAUGACAUUCUACAAGAAAUGGGUCGGGAGGUUGUUCGCCAAGAAUCUAGUGCAGACCCUAGAAAACGCAGUCGAUUAUGGGAUCAUGAUGACAUUUGUGAUGUAUUGGAAAAUGACAAGGGUACUGAUGUUAUUAGAAGCAUAAGUGUAGACUUGUCAGGAAGAAGAAAGCUGAUGUUAAGCUCUCAUGCAUUUGCUAAGAUGACCAACCUGCAAUUUUUGGAUUUUCGUGGUGAAUAUGAAUUCGGUGAAGACUUUUUAUGGAAUCAGAAAUACGACCGAGACUGUUUGGUUCUUCUUCCUCAAGGGCUUCAAUCUUUUCCAACUGAUCUAAGAUAUCUUUCUUGGAUGAAUUACCCUCUAAAAUCAUUCCCAGAGAAGUUUUCUGCAAAGAAUCUUGUUAUAUUGGACUUGUCAGAUAGUCUAGUGGAAAAGCUUUGGUGUGGAGUGCAGGAUCUAGUUAAUUUAAAAGAGGUUAGACUCUCCUAUUCGAAAUUCCUGAAGGAGUUACCUGACUUUUCAAAAGCUACUAAUCUUAAAGUAUUGAAUAUGGCACAUUGUCAUAAUUUGAAAAGCGUCCAUCCAUCUAUUUUCUCUCUUGACAAGCUUGUGCAUUUGGACCUAAGUCUUUGCUUUUCCCUUACAACAUUUGCAAGCAAUUCCCAUUUAAGCUCCCUCCAUUAUCUCAACCUUGGAUCUUGCAAGAGCCUAAGGACAUUCUCAGUGACAACUUAUAAUUUAAUUGAACUAGAUCUAACUAACAUUUGUAUCAAUGCACUGCCAUCAUCUUUUGGAUGUCAAAGCAGGCUAGAAAUACUGGUUUUAAGAUACAGUGAAAUUGAGAGCAUACCUUCAAGCAUCAAGAAUCUUACAAGACUAAGAAAAUUAGACAUACGAUUUUGCUCAAAGCUCCUGGUUCUACCCGAGCUUCCUUCAUCAGUUGAAACUCUACUUGUUGAAUGUAGAUCACUGAAGACUGUAUUGUUCCCUUCAACAGUUUCUGAACAAUUCAAGGAAAACAAGAAAAGGAUUGAGUUCUGGAAUUGCUGGAACUUGGAUGAACAUUCUCUCAUAAAUAUUGGGUUGAAUCUGCAAAUGAAUUUGAUAAAGUUUACAUAUCAACAUUUAUCGACACUGGAACAUGAUCACGUUGAAAGUUAUGUUGAUUACAAAGAUAACUUUGAUUCUUAUCAAGCAGUGUAUGUUUAUCCUGGAAGUAGUAUUCCAGAGUGGUUGGAGUACAAGACAACAAAGGAUGACAUGAUUGUUGAUCUCUCUCCACAUUAUCUCUCCCCUUUGCUGGGCUUUGUUUUUUGCUUUGUCCUUGCUAAGGACAUCCAUUAUUGUGACCGAAUUGAAUUGAACAUCACUACAAAUGAUGCUGAAGGUGACGAUGAAAAGGGUGGCGUCAAUAUAUACAUGGAUAGAACACGUCUCGGUAUUGCAUCAGAUCAUGUGUGCAUGAUAUACGACCAACCAUUUUCUCACUACCUAACUAGCAUAGCAAACAAUAAGAGAAGGUUUAAAAUCAAGGUUACGGCAAGGACAGAAAUCAAUGUCUAUAGAAUGAGACCAGAGGUUGAAUUAAAAGGGUUAGGAAUCAGCCCCAUAAACCACUCAACAUAUAGGAAUCUCAUUCAACAAAUGGGAAUUGUUUGAUUAUGUUAACCAAUGGAAUAGGACUGUGGUUAGUAUCCAACUGAAGAUGAAGAAGUUGAUUUAGUCACAAGUCUAUAGAUUGAUUUUGAUGCAUUGGUUGUGGCAUUUCAAAUACUUGAGGCAGGUAAAGAAAACAUAGCUUAAGGAGACUGCAGAAGUAAAUGUAUGAAACUCAUCUCACUGAUUGUUCUUUGUAUGCAAGUAAAUGGAAAUUAUCUUGUGAUAA